CAUACAUCAAUGGCACGUGGUCCUGCAAGAAUUCAAGCGCAGCAGAAAGCACAAAAGAAGGCAGAAGCUCAACGGAAGUCACAACCUUUCGAUCAUAAAGCAGCGGCACAAAAAUCUCUGAUCUACAAGUGCACCCAUUUCGAGAGUCGCCAUCCGGAUGCACCGUUACCACAGGAGUUGGCUGAACUGCAGAAAUGAAAAAAAAUUUUGCAUGCGGG
Cylicocyclus nassatus is the source of this 218-nucleotide messenger RNA. The record is from the annotation of a GenBank genome assembly. NCBI's taxonomy places the organism in Eukaryota, Metazoa, Nematoda, Chromadorea, Rhabditida, Strongylidae.